AUGCCUUUCCCCUUUGUCCUCCCGACGACAUCCUCCUUCUCCUUCUCAUCCAGCUUCAGCUCCGACUCACAUCCCUCGCUGCCCCUCAACGCCAGCACAUAUCGCGGGGUGGUUCGAGAUACGCUCAAGAAGCACAAGAGACUUCCUCCUAGCUCUCAGAUCUCGAACCUCAACACGGCCAUAUCGAGUCUCAACGGAUAUAUACCCUAUCUUCUCGCUGUAGAUGAUGGCUUGAGCAGCAGAAACCUGCCCAACGGGGAGUUCAUCAGCAUCGUUCUCAAGACAUCCCCGGCCAUCGAAUGGAGACCGACGCUAUCAGGUGACAUUGUUCCAGGACGUGAGAGGGCUCGAAUCAAGAUUUCAUCUCUGGAAUAUGAGAUAUUCUUUGUUCUCUCAACAUUGGGCUUCUCGCAUGUCCUGACUGCCCGAUCUGCUUUACAGCCCCUCUAUUCGACCAACGGCGAGUUUCUCGGGGCACAAGGUAGAACGACUGCAGUCACUUCAGCGACAAAAUCACUGCUGGAGGCCGCUUCUGUGUACGACUAUCUUGCUGGACGAGGAGAACACAUCACAACGAGCCCGCCAUGCGCCGACGUCUCACCUGGUACAGCCCGAGCUCUCUCAUGCCUGGCCUUGGCAGAAGCAACUUUGCUUGCCGUUCUCAAGGAUGAUCCAUACCCAGCGAUUGUCGCUCAGGACAGGAACAAGAAUGACAAGGAGUGGAUGUUCAAAGCACCAGAUAUUCCAAAAGUCCGCGCUCACCUUUACGCCCGUCUAUGCUUGGCAGCGUCAGAACAUGCUGCCAAGGCAUCUUCCCUAUGCAGCUCAGCCGGCUCAGGAUCUCACAAGAUCAACAGCGGGCUACUAAAGUACCUGGAUGAUCUUCGCCGAACAUGCCGGGCCCGCGCUUGUCGGUUCUUCGGUAUUGACGCUGAGCUGGGAGGGCAGACGGCUGAAGGCAUCGGAUGGGUUCGCGCCGGUCUUUCAGAGUUGGGCGUUGAGGUCAAGGAUAGCAAAAAGGGCCUCAGCUUCAGCCGGUUCAAGAAGGAUAUCACGGAGAAGCGAGAGGAUCGACGGGUGGAUAAGGAGGCUGCAUGGGGAGCUGAUGCAGGCAAGUUGGAGGAAACUCGCAUCCUGGAGAUGCUCGACGCCAAGUGGAACAAGAUCAACGAUACGAUGAACACGCAAGCCAUCCCUCCCGUCAACACACUCCUGAGCAAGAUGCCAUCAGGGCGUGAGAUUCACAGCAUCAAGCCGUAUGAGCCUCCUUCCCUUGACAGGGAUGUCCUGGAAGCCAUGCGAGCUCCCCCAGAGGAAGAUGAUGGCUUCGUUGAUGACUUGAGUUCGGAUGAUGAGAUCAGAGGAAGCCCAUCGGCUCCAGUUGGUGCGUUCCCAGGAUCUGCGGCGGAUUAUGCACGGAGUACAAGCACAAGCACGCCUGGCAACGUAUACUACUAG
Molecule: messenger RNA, 1458 nt
Organism: Fusarium keratoplasticum
Lineage: Eukaryota; Fungi; Ascomycota; Sordariomycetes; Hypocreales; Nectriaceae
Product: PH-response regulator protein palC
Exons: 2
Coding region: 1-1458 (485 amino acids)
Biological process (GO): cellular response to pH
Cellular component (GO): plasma membrane
Source: RefSeq, a predicted model, not a curated record